GUUCCAAAUUAGGGCUUUGUUCAUUUUCUCAAUCGAAUCUCGAAAUUUUCCGUGAGAGAAGAGAUGGAGAGUGAUGAUCUAUCACUGAUAGAGAUUAAUGGAGUAGAUGAUGAUUUAAUGUCAGAUACAUCGUUGAUUUUGAAAACGGAGUUCAAAAACCCGACACCAACAACAACUCACAUUGCAAAUCUUAACGAUAAUGAUGAGAAUCUCAUUGAUUUCUCAUGCUCUCCACUUUAACUUGAUAGAUCUACUAAUAAUCCGGUCUAUCAUUCUCGAUUUCAACCUCCUCCUGUGGUAAUGAAGGAUAAGGGUGAGAGUUCUACUACUACUUCUACUACGGUUAAUUGUUCAUCACCAGCAAUGUUGAAGAGUAAUGAUAAAGAGAACUUAAAUGACCAGAAUCUAAGCUUAAGGAGUCCUUGUGAAGAUCCUCAACAAACAAAAAGGAGGAAAAAGCGUGGGGGAUACAAUUUGAGGAAAAGUUUAGCUUGGAAUAAAGCUUUUUUUACUGAUGAAGGUGUUUUGGAUCCUUCGGAAUUGUCUAGACUUAGUAAACCUAGUCCUAGGCUACUGUCUAGUCCUAUGUUGUUGUCUAGUGUUGCUGAAGAAGGAGGUAGUUCUUUUCAUAAAGGAGCAAAAGUGAGGGGUGCUGAAUUAGAUUUAAAUUCCGUUAGAGGAAAUUUGUUCAGUGGAUCACCUAAGAAGCCACCUCUAAAUGAAGGUCGAAGGAUUACAAGUGAUUCAAUGUCUAUGACCCAUUCUUCCGCUCCAAAAGCUGCAUCUCCAAUAACUCUGGCUUCAAGAAAGGUGCAGCUGACCAAGGCACCGCCUGGAAGUGUGUCUCCAGGUGGAGGUUGUCCAAGACCCUCCACUUUAUCUUCAUAUCCUUCCAUUAUUGUUUUCAAUCGUAUUGUCUUUAAUAUGAGGCUUCCGAAUGCAAAUACAGUAAAUAGAACAGUUAAAGAUUCCAAGAUUCCAAAACCCACUAUUCUAAAGGCAGAAUCUUCUUCAGUUUCUACAAUAUCCAAGAACACUGCUGUGGGUUCAAAAGCCUCAAAGCUGGAUCGAAAUCUUCCACCAGUUAUUGCAGACAAAAGUGUAGGACUGAGAAGAGGGUCUUCAUUGAUUCCUGAGAAAAAAGCCAACUCUGCAUCCUCCUCCUCCAGUAGGCCAUAUGUACUUCGUUCAAGUAAAACUUCGGUAAAUUUGUCUAAGGAUAAGCAUUUAUCAACUGAUUUACGGCCUCCACAGCCUGUAGAAGGUACUAAGAUUGGUCAGAAGACGACUCCACAUCCUGUUCUCUGUGCUGAUAAACAUAAUGCAGUAGUUACUGAAUCUCGUGCUGAAGUUGACAAUCCUGCGGCACAUAACACUAACUGUAUUAGUGAGGAUAUUCCAAAUCCACAAACUCAACCUACAAAAAUAACUGGUUUGCGGAUGCCUUCGCCAUCACUUCGAUUCUUUGACCAGCCAAAAUCUUCAGCUUCUCAAAGCAAUCAAUCAGUUAAUGCUCAAUUAAGCAAUCAUCGAGACUCGGGUAUUCCUAUUGCAAGGAAACGUAGUCAAUCAAACCGUGUUGUGGAGCCGAAACCUCUACUUAAACUGGAUGAGACUGCUAGACUGUCAAAAGCUGAAACUACUAAAGUUGAAGUAAAUGCCCUAAGCUCAACUUCGAAGUGUUCGAUUCCGCCUGCUGCUAGUAUUGCUUCAUAUACAAAGUUGAAACCAAAGAUUGAACCAAGCAAUGUGCAGGUUGAAGCAAAUGUGUCUGCUUCCAUGAGUUCUUUUAACCAGACAAGCAGUCAAGAGGAAUCAUAUAAUCUUAAUACUGAUGUUGAUAAGCAGGAGGUGAAGGAAGAAAACACAAGGAGGGACACACAUGAUGAAGUUGGUCAGCACAAGGUAAACCUGGGCUCGGAGCUAACUCACACAUCUGUAUGCCACACAUCUCCUGCAAUGGUCCAAAGAGAUAAACAUGAUGAAGUUGAGUCAAGAUUGCAUGAUGUGCACAUGGGUAUGGAGCUGAGUGGAAACCAAUUGCCACAACAUGCUGGAUCUCCUGAACAAUUCCAAAUGGAUGACCAUCCAGAAAAGCAAGAAGUUGCCAGGAAUAACAAAGAUGGUGAAGUUGAUCAGAUUAUGCAUGAGGUAAACCUGGGGUCGCAGCUAAAUACAACAUCUCCUGUAUGUCAUAAAUCUCCUGUACAGGUCCAAAAUGAUGAUCAGCUUGAUAAGCGAGAAACUGCUGUGAAUAAAAAACAUGAUGAUGUUGAGUCAAUAAUGCAUGAUGUGCACAUGGGUAUGGAGCUGAGUGGAAAUCGACUGCCACCAGAUGCUGGAUCUCCUGAACAAUUUCAAAUGGAUAACCUUCCAGAAAACCAAGAAGAUGUCAGAAAUAACAGAGAUGGUGAAGUUGAUCAGAUUAUGCAUGAAGUAAACCUGGGAUCGCAGCUAAACAAAACAUCGCUUGUAUGUCAUACAUCUCCUGUACAGGUCCAGAAUGAUGAUCAGCUUGAGAAGCAAGAAAUUGCUAGAGACCAGGACCAUGUUAAAGUUGAGCAGAUUUAUCAUGGCGUACAAAUGGGCUUGAAGCUGAGUGACAACCAAUCGCCACUACACGCGGGAUCUCCUGAACGGUUCCAAAAAGGUAACCAUCUUGAGAAGCAAGAAGAUGCCAGAGAUAAUAUACAUGAUGAAGUGGAUCAGAUUAUGGAUGAGGUUAACCUGGUGCCGCAUCUUAGCCCAUUGACUGCAUGCCCUAUAUAUUCUGAACAAGAACACAAAGAUAGUCAUGUUGAGAAGCAAGAAGAUGCCAGGCAUCACAUACAAGAUGAAGUUGAUCAGAUUAUGCAUGAGGUAAGCCUGAGGCCAGAGCUGAAUAAUCAAUUGCUUGCAAGUGUUACAUAUCCUGAACAGAACCAAGCACAUGAUGAUUUUGAGAACCAACAAGUUGCUUCCAAUCACAUUCGUGAAGAAGUUGCUGCAAAUCACAUUCCUGAUGAAGUUGUACCGGUAUCACAUGAAGUGGACAUGGAUUUGGAGAUGAGUGAUGAUGACCUAUCGCCACUAUGUACUGGUUAUCAUGGUGUGAGCCAGGGAUUGGAGAUGUGGGAUGUACAGAAAGACACAUGUGUCUCUAUUCCCAGUAUACAAUUAGGUGAUGGUGAUGACAACAGUGUUGCAUGUACUUCAGCAGCGAAUGUUGAAUGCUUAGAAGUUGCUCAUUCUGUCAAUGGAGAAUUGGGUGAAGUAGCAGAGUUGAUAAAUCAAUGCCCAGAUGAACUAGAGAAAAGUAGGUCCGAAGAAUCCCAAGCAAUCCAUUACUGUGGGAGUAUUUCUGAUGUUCAAACCCCAGUAGGUCUCGCAACGCAACUAAAAGAAAGUUGUUUAAAAGUAAGCAGCAUAGAAAAGAUCCUACAACUUCAAGCUAAUAAUUCUCAUUUUGAGCCUCCAAGUCAUCUUCCAGAUCAGUGUGAUAUCAGUCAGAAUUGUUGCCCAGAAGAUGUCAAUAAACAGGCUGAGGAACAACUACAAGUUGGAAAGCCAUACCUUAACGAACUUGAGUUGGUUCUGCAAGAAAACCAUCAUAUGUCGCCGAUGAAGGGUAGCACUUCACUCCUAGAUGCGGAGGAACACUUUGUAAAGCCUUGUCCUAGCGAAGUUAAAGUUGAUCACAUGUUGGAGAUUAAUGAUAGCACAUCAUUCCAAAAUGGGGAAAGAUUGAAUUCUACAGAACCUUUACCUAAUGAACUUGAUGCAGAUCAGCAAGAAGGAAAUCCUCUCUCGGAGAUCAAUGAUAGUACUUCACCCUUAUAUUCCGCGGAUCAGCUAAAUGAUAGAAGAUAUUCCUCUAGUGGAGCUGAGAUUGAUUUGCAUGGUAGAUAUCCUGCGGUGAAUAUGAGUGAUAGCGCAUCAAUACUAGAAUCUGUAUCUUCUAAAGCAUUAGAGAAAGGUAAUACAUUAGGCUUGCUAACUAUUACUCAUGAUAGUAUCGUUUACGCCAGCAUGGAAACAACAUAUCCUAGUGGAAAUAUGUGUGGAAGUUUGCAACUGGAAGAACGUGAUGCUAUGGAUGGCAGCAAGAUCGAGCAUCCUCUUGAAGAAGUUGCAGCUUUCCAGUGUUUAGAGAGUAAACUCCUAGCUGAAAAUCAUGAAUCUCCCUGUGACACACCGAACAAGUAUCCAUCAGAGCACAAAGUUAAUGCGGGCUUGCAAUCUACUUUAAAGAUCAGUGAAGACCAAACUGCAAAUUCAGUAGCCACUUGUGUUACUUCCAAUGGUUUUACGGACAAUGAUCUGAAGAACUGUAUCUCAUUGGAGAAAACCCAUACUACUCCUGGAAAUAGUGGAUCUCCAAAUGGUGAACUUCAAUGUGAGCUCAAAGAUGGUGUGCUCCCCAAAAAGUCCGAGGCAUCAAUCAUGGGAAGCAAAGGAAAUUCUCUUGAAGUCCCAAAUAAAGAUGCUCUUGCGUUGAAGUAUAAGCUGAAUGCUGUUCCAUUUUCCGAUGAAUGGCUAGCUGCUCUUGAAGCUGCUGGAGAGGACGUUCUAACCAUGAAGACGGGUGCAGUACAGAACUCACCACCUGACAAGCCUGUUCCAGAGCCCAGUCCUUGGUCCCCGGUCAAACGCAAGCACCAAGAGAUAGGACCAUUUGACUGCACAAAGUGUACCAAUCUCCCAGCACCUCCCUUAAACUGACUCACCACCGACCGCAGCAUUGAUCAUUCUUUUGUUUCGCUAACAGUUUGUGACUGAUUCAAAACAACUCACUCUUAUCUCUCUACAAGAAAGAUUUGUAGUUUUUAUAUUUUGCAAUCUUUCUGGCCCUUCUCUCUCUCUCUCCAGGGAAGAACUGUACAUUUUAGAAAGCGCAAUAAAAAAA
This is a messenger RNA of Papaver somniferum (opium poppy), 4885 nucleotides long. RefSeq lists its product as uncharacterized. Gene Ontology annotation, molecular function: microtubule binding. The coding region runs from base 301 to 4701 and encodes 1466 amino acids. Lineage: Eukaryota; Viridiplantae; Streptophyta; Magnoliopsida; Ranunculales; Papaveraceae. The record is from RefSeq and is a predicted model, not a curated record. The transcript has 11 exons.